Messenger RNA from Chlamydomonas reinhardtii, 2516 nucleotides. RefSeq lists its product as uncharacterized. Gene Ontology annotation, biological process: mRNA processing. Bases 85 to 1704 code for a protein of 539 amino acids. Gene Ontology annotation, molecular function: pre-mRNA 3'-splice site binding; poly-pyrimidine tract binding. The record is from RefSeq and is a predicted model, not a curated record. Gene Ontology annotation, cellular component: commitment complex; nucleus; U2AF complex. The transcript is spliced from 12 exons. NCBI's taxonomy places the organism in Eukaryota, Viridiplantae, Chlorophyta, Chlorophyceae, Chlamydomonadales, Chlamydomonadaceae.
CAUGCUUAACAACUGAAUUCUUGUAAACCGAAAUGAGCACGCGCAUUUAGACGGAACUUACGCCUGGUAGCCUAGAAAACCAAGAUGUCCCACUAUGGCGGGGGCUACCGUGGGGACCGCGGCGGGGACCGCGGCGGGGAUCGCAGCGCGGACCAACGCAACAACUAUAGACCAGAGCCUGAGCAGGGCUAUGGCUACCCGCCCAUGAGGGAUGAAGUUUGGCCCGCUGCUGGAGGCGGAGGCCGCAUGGACCGUGGAAGGGAGCGGUUCGAUGACCGGGACCGUGGGCGGGAGGCCGGCAGGCGGGAGCGCAGCCGCGACCGGGCAGAGCGCGAGCCGCGUCGCCGCUCACGCAGUCGCAGUCGCUCGGGCUCCCCGCCGGUGAAGCAGGGCCGGCGACGGCCCACGCUGUUCGACGUGCUGCCCGCCGGCAUGGCGCCGGGCGCUCCACCGCCGCCCGCGGUGCUGCCGGGGGCGCAGCCCAACCUAGCCGCGGCAGCCGCGUUUGCGGCGCCCCCGCCGUCCAUAGGCCUGGCGCCGCCGGCGGUGGCCGGCUUCGGCGCGCCUCCUGGCGGCCCUCCGGCUGUGAGCCAGCAGGCGACGCGGCACGCCCGGCGCAUCUACGUGGGCGGCCUGCCGCCCACCGCCACGGAGCAGUCCAUCAGCAGCUUCUUCAGCCACGCGCUGGCGGCCAUUGGGGGGAACACGGCGGGGCCAGGUAACGCGGUGGUCAACGUUUACAUCAACCGCGAAAAGAACUUCGCGUUCGUGGAGCUGCGCACAGUGGAGGAGACGUCCAACAGCAUGGCCCUGGACGGCAUAAUGUUUGAGGGCGUGUCGGUGCGCGUGCGCCGCCCCAACGACUACAACCCUGCGGCGGCGGUCAGCCUGGGCCCCUCCACGCCCAACCCCGCGCUCAACCUGGCAGCUAUCGGCCUGUCCAACAGCAACCUGGGCGGCGGCGGCGGAGGAGGGGGUGGCGGAGGCGGCAAGAGCAACCCCAACGACAACCCCGACCGCAUCUUCGUGGGCGGCCUGCCCUACUACCUGACUGAGGAUCAAUGCCGGGAGCUUCUGGGCAGCUUCGGGGCCAUCAAGAGCUUUGACCUGGUCAAGGACAGGGACACCGGGAACAGCAAGGGCUACGGGUUCGUGGUGUACCAGGACACGUCCGUCACCGACAUCGCGUGUGCGGGGCUCAACGGACUCAAGAUGGGAGACCGCACACUCACAGUGCGCCGCGCCACUGAGGGCGCGCCGGGCGGCGGCGCGGCGCCCGCCAUGGGCCCUGCCGGCCUUGGCGGCCUUGCUGGCCUGGGCGGGCUGAACCCGCUGGCGGGUGUGGGCGGCGUGGUGGUGAACCCGCUGGGCCUGGCCACCGCCACCCGCAUCGUGGUGCUUACGGACGCGGUGUCUGCUGAGGAGAUCAUUGACGACCAGGAGUACCAGGACAUCCUGGAGGACAUGAAGGACGAGGCCUCCCGCCACGGGCUGUGCAACAACGUGCUCAUCCCCCGCCCCACUGCCGACAACCCCACCCCGGCCGGCAUGUGCAAGGUGAUUAUGGAGUUCAACGACGUGAACGGCGCUAUGAAGGCGCGCAACGCCAUGCACGGCCGCAAGUUCGCGGGCCGCGUGGUCAACGCCACCUACCUCACGGAGGCAGCCUACUUCGGCGGCCGUUACGACGAGCUGGCGGCGUAACGGAUUUGGGUGGUGGAAGCUGUUGGCGGUUAGCGGUUGAUCGGAUGGACAGGCGGCGUUGAUUUGAGGAGGGGGCUGUGGGGCGUGGACAAGCAGGAGGAGCUGCUGGUGGUGGUGUUAUCCUCAGGGAGCGGGGGCGGAGGCGUGGGGCAGGUGGCGUGGGCGUGUGUGGCCACAGGUUGGGGCUGCGCGCGGACGGCCACAGAAUGCACACAAAGCUCGGAUGCGGGUUCGUGGCCGGCGUAAACUGACACACGAUGGAGGCUCAGGAAGCCAGGCUGAUGGCGCUGGGGUCUCCUGACUUGCGGAGGCCGGGAUGGUGCGUGACAAGCACGUUGCAUCACUGGCGACAAGUGGGGCUGGCUACGGGCCGAGGGCGUGAGAGUGCAUCCAAGAGUGCACAUGGGGAUUGUAGCCUUGAGCCCUCAAUGAUGAUGGCCCUGAGACCUGUGUGGAGACUGGCACACGUGGGCCGAUGAACGAAGGGCACAGACCGCUGGAGCUGCGGCGGUUGGCGGCCGCUCCGGCCUGUUCCCACUUCACAGUGCAGUUUGCGAGCGGGCGAAUCCAACCGAAGCUGGAACCUGCGGUUGCUUGGGGCCCACCACGAAUACGGCGUGUUAGAACAACUUUUUGCUUCCAAGCUGUUGCGCUUUGGGUACUUUGGUGCUCCUUGAAUGUGGGGCGAGCGAAAACAGCUGUCCAGUUUCAUGCAACGGUUGAUUGUUCCCUAUUGUUCGCGAGUAUAAGAGCCGGUUAAAAUGCUGGGGCGGGACAGCAUAGCCUUGUGCUUUAAUGUAUACCCUGUCUAG